GAUUUCGACCUCGAUAGCAUCCGGAGCUAAUCCGCCCGUCGAUGUUUGUUCAUUCCCGGGCUGCUGUCUCGACGCCUGAAAGACUCGUAUUGACCUCCACCCUACGGGGAACCAACAUGUAUUCGCCUCGUAUAAAUGUAAUUUAGAUUUCCUCGACAGUUCUUGUUUCUUUUUUUAGGGUGGAAAGGCCACGUUUUGUCGCAUUGCUGCUAUCGACACGCUAGCCCGCGAGCUAACGAGCUAGCAUCGGUGCUAACAAGCAGGAAGGAACAAAAAGGUUGCUCUCCAAACAAACGACACCCAUUACGUCAAAGAAAACAACAGGGAUUUUAGUUUUGGCAUAAGGGCAAAGAUGGCUCCCGACUCUCCUGUUCGCUCCAAGUCCAGAUCAAAGUCCAGGUCAAGAUCUUUAUCUAGAUCUCACUCAAGGAGCCGCUCCCGCUCAAGAUCCAGAAAACGACGCUACAGUUCAAGGUCCCGUUCCCGCUCUCGCUCACGCACUCCUGCGGCCUAUAGAAAUUAUCCCUCCAGGGACUAUCAGAACAACCGAGGUGGUUUCCGGGGCUACAACCGCGGCUAUCGAAGGCCUUACCACUACCGAGGCCGAAACAGAGGUUAUUAUGCCCGUGGCCACUACCAGAACAGGGGAGGCGGCUAUGGCUAUAAGUCCAACUGGCAAAGUGGCGGCGGCGGCGGUGGUGGUGGUGGUGGUGGUGGUGGAGGCGGCGGCGGUGGAGGAGGAGGCUGGCAUGACCGCAAACAUGAGCAGGACCACCGUUCCCACAGCCCCAGGAGGGGACGCUCACGCUCCCACACGCCAAACAAACGAUCUGGCAGCCGCUCCCACUCCCACCACUCUGACCGGUCCUCAUCGGAGCACUCUCAGCGCUCCAGGAGCUCCAGCUCCUCCAGGUCGCGCUCAUCUACCCCUCGCCAUCGCAACAAGGGCAAGCCCAGCUCCAAAAUUACAAAGGAAAAGCAACCAGAGAGCCAAGUCGACAGUUUAGUCCCAGCAGGAGAAGGCAGUGUCAUCGAGAAGGCAUCAGGAGGUAAAUGGAUCGACUAUGACACAAGCCCUAAAAGGUCCAGCUCAGAGAUUGCUCACAAAGAGUCGACGGCUACCACGGCUGACAGUCCUGCCAAGUCAGGACAAACGGCCUCCUUCGGCGGCUUUGGCUUCUUCUCCAAGGAGGAUCCCAAAAGUGGAGGAGAUAAGACGGUGAUCUCUGCUGCCUUCAAAAAGUUCCUGGCUGAAAACAAAAGCAAAAAGCAGGCAGCUGAAAAGGGGGCCGGCGAUGACGACAAGAGCAGCGCAGAAAGAGAGCAAGAGAAGGGCGUCAAGUCCGGAGACAUCUUCAGCAUCUCUGUGUCUGCUUUUGGCGACUCCAAGGAAGACAACACCAUGCCAUUCUUCGACGACGAAGAGGAGGAGUUCCUCAAAUCUCACGGUUUGAAAGACAAGGAUGAAGAUGCUGGGCCUAAAUCCGGUGUCACGGCUCGGGAUAUAUUCGGGAAAUGGGGGGACGAGCCGAGCUAUUCCACCUCCUACCCUUCAGGAAAGGAGAAAAGCCGCAGAGAUGAGGAUACAGAGACCUUGGAUGCUAUGGAGGAGAUCUAUCGAAGCCGCAAGCACAGCAAGAAAGAGGAGAAAGCCAAGAAGAAGGAGAAGAAAGAUAAGGAGAAGAGCAAAAGGAGUCCGUCCCCCUCUACGACUACCAAAGGCAAGGACAGGCCACUUUUCCCUGGCGCCUUCCCUCAUCGUGACGACUCUCCUGCACCACGGUUGUCUUCAUCCAGAGAUGAUUUUGAACUGAAGGUUGCUUCUUUAGAAGAAAUGCCAAGUUCAUCUGCGUCUAAGAAUCGCUUCAUGUCCAGAGAUCUGUUGAAUCCGUCUAAGAAAGAUCCGGAGUUUCGUUCCAUCUUUCAGCCUGUUCAGUCUGUUCAGCUUCGCAGCAGCCCACCGGAGCUGUUCGCUCAGCACAUAGUGUCAAUUGUGCAUUACAUCAAAGCUCAGCACUUCACAUCCACAGACAUGACUUUAAGCGAGCGCUUCGCCUUGUACCAAAGGAAAGCUGCAGAGGUAGAAAUGAUGAAGCCAAGGAAGAGCCCAGAAAUCCACAGGAGAAUUGAUGUUUCCCCCAGUGCCUUUAAGAGGCACUCUCACCUGUUUGAGGAUAUGGACGAGACAAGCUUUAAGGAUUCAGGCAAAAAGUUCAAAGGGGACCCGAUGGACCUACGCCUGGAUAUUGAAAGGCGUAAGAGGUUUGCCGGGAAGGACUACAGGCGCGAAGGAGGCAAGAGCCCCGGAGGCUCCCGAGGGCCGAGCAGAGAGAGGUCCUCUGAGAAAUCUGGAAAGCACCACAAGAAGUCAAAGAAGGGAAAGAAGAAGCGGGAUCGCUCUCCCUCCUCGUCUUCCUCCUCAUCUUCUCCAUCACCUUACCCGCCCGCGCACUUCAGAGGCAAAGAGUACAUGGGAGACGGGGUGGAUCACUUUGAGGAGGGAUUCAAUCAACCGCGCUACCCGCCGCGGGACUACGGCGGCCCCGGGGACAGGGGCCCCCCUCGGGAUUACGAUGGCCCGCACAUGGAAAGAGGCAGAGGCCGUGGAUUCUUCCCCAGAGUGAGAGGACGAGGAUGGAACCGGGGCAAUUAUCCUGGCAACAACAGCAACGGAAACCCUGUCAACAUGAACCCUCAAGUGCGCCCUCCAGAGGAGGAAUGGGAUCCUGAGUACACUCCCAAAAGCAAGAAGUAUUACUUGCACGAUGACCGAGACGGGGAGAAAGGCUGGAUGGAAAACCGCGGGCGGGGCCGAGGCGCUUUUCCGCCCCGCCGGGGACGCUUCGUGUAUCGCAAGGGAGGCAGCAGCCCCAAGUGGGCGCACGACAUGUUCCAGGGCACGGAGAAGGCGGCGGAGAUGGGAGACGACAACAUGGAGAGUCAGCCUAAAGACGGCAAGAACGCAGAUGACGGCCUGAAGCCCUAAGCAGCCAUCAGCGUGUCCGCGUAGAACCGCUUGUAAAAACGUCUUUUCCCCCCUCAUUUACUUUCUCUGUUUGAUGUUAGAUUUAUGAUUGAAUGCUGCUGAGAAAAAAAGGCAACUUUCAGUGAAAACAAACAAAAAAAAUGUGUGCCUUAGAAGGAAACAACAGUUACGUUUUGCUCAUUUCCCCCUCUUCUCUCUUCUUCGUUGGUGUUUGGAGCUGUGAUGCCGUCUUGAUGUUAAAACUGCAUGUUGCGUAAGUGCUUCUCCCUGCGGGACCAAUCGCUACCCUCCAAAUUUAUUUGCAUUAUUUUAGAUUCACACAUGAUUCUUUUGAGGAACAUACAUGUUUGUGUGUUUUCAGGUGGGGGGAAAAGGAUCCACCCCAAAAUGUAACUGCUCGGUGUAUUGUGUAGUCAAUAAUACAGGAGAACAGAAUCUUUUUAGCAAAGUAAUUAAUUUUUUAGGUUGGGACUUUUAUUUGAAUAGACAAAAUACACAUAGAUGCAAUUAUAAAUUCUUCAAAAAAUAUAUGUAGAGACACGAUAAUGUGGUGUUUGUUUUUGUUACUGUAAUUUGGCAGUAAAAUAGAUCUUUCAACAGGAUAUUUUAAGAAGUUGAAAAAAUAUUUGACACUACCUUCUGCAUGUGUUCAACGCAACUGUUUUUUUUCUGAUGGGAGGACUUUUGUACUGUGGAAGAGCUUUCAUGUUUGUCUUUUAAUUUUCAAUAAAUAUGUUUUUCUU
This is a messenger RNA of Nerophis ophidion (straightnose pipefish), 3729 nucleotides long. RefSeq names its product thyroid hormone receptor associated protein 3b (gene thrap3b). The record is from RefSeq and is a predicted model, not a curated record. The transcript is spliced from 11 exons. Gene Ontology annotation, biological process: positive regulation of transcription by RNA polymerase II. Gene Ontology annotation, cellular component: mediator complex. Gene Ontology annotation, molecular function: transcription coregulator activity; DNA binding. Lineage: Eukaryota; Metazoa; Chordata; Actinopteri; Syngnathiformes; Syngnathidae. The coding region runs from base 353 to 2986 and encodes 877 amino acids.